Messenger RNA from Mauremys mutica (yellowpond turtle), 2819 nucleotides. RefSeq names its product activating transcription factor 6 beta (gene ATF6B). NCBI's taxonomy places the organism in Eukaryota, Metazoa, Chordata, Testudines, Geoemydidae. The transcript has 16 exons. Gene Ontology annotation, molecular function: RNA polymerase II cis-regulatory region sequence-specific DNA binding; DNA-binding transcription factor activity, RNA polymerase II-specific. Gene Ontology annotation, biological process: endoplasmic reticulum unfolded protein response; regulation of transcription by RNA polymerase II. The record is from RefSeq and is a predicted model, not a curated record. Gene Ontology annotation, cellular component: nucleus. Bases 50 to 2077 code for a protein of 675 amino acids.
UUGGGUGGGGCGUUGUCAUGGCAGCCGGAGGGGGCGGGGCCGGGGGAAGAUGGCGGCGCUGGCCCCGGAGCUGCUGGUGCUCCACGACUCGGGCCGGUUCCUGGCCGACAACCUGCUGAGCAGCGAGGACUGGGAUGCUGCUCUCUACAGCUGCCUGGACGAUGGGGAGGAGCCCGCCGCCCUCUUCCCCUGCCUGGAGCCCAGUGCAUUGUUUGAUGACGGUUUUGACCUGGGCAUGGACACCAGCCCCCCAGAGCCGCCAUGGGACCAGAUGCCAACCAGCCUCUUCCCGGGUGAGCCCUGCCUCCCCCCAGCAUUUGGAACAGAUGAUCUCCAGGUGAAGUCCGAGCCCGUGUCCCCCGCUUCCUCCCACAGCUCAGACUCCUCCAUCCUCUCCAUGACCCCUGACUCCCCGAGACAGGCCGCAAGCCCGGACGACGUGAUGGGAGUGAAAGCCGAGGACCCCCCGACCCCACCCUGUAUGUUUGGGGACGUCCUGGCCCCCCCAGUUGGCACCGUCCAGAUCAGCCUUCUGCCAGCGCCAGAGACACAGACCACGCCAGGGAAGCCGGUGACUCCCAUCAAGGCUGAGUCGAUCCUGAGCCGGAAGCCGCCCAUCCAGCCAAAGCCGGUGGUGGUGGCCACCGUCUCCGUGCAGCCCGCGGCCACCCCCAGCCCCACCAUCCUACUGCAGACGGUGCCGGGAGCCCAGCCCCAGCCCCUCAAGCCGGCCAUCACAGUCCCAGCACCGUCUGUCGUCAUCUCCCAGAGCGACCUCCUGCACCUCCCGCUCUCGGGGCUCCUCAAGGUGCAGCCCCCAGGGAAGGAGGGCCCCCCGGCCAGGCUCCCCCCCAGCGCCCCCAAACCCGAGGCCAAAACCAUCGUCCCGGCCCCGAGCCAGCUCGGACCCUGCAACCCAGAGAUUGACGUGAAGGUGCUGAAGCGGCAGCAGCGGAUGAUCAAGAACCGGGAGUCGGCCUGCCAGUCGCGCCGGAAGAAGAAGGAGUACCUGCAGGGGCUGGAGUGCCGCCUGCGGGAGGCGCUGGCCGACAACGAGCGGCUGCGGCGGGAGAACGCCCUGCUGCGGCGCCGGCUGGACUGCGUCCUGGGCGAGAGCAGGGAGCUGAAGUUCAGCCCUGGGAACCGGAAGGUCGUUUGCGUCAUGGUCGUGCUGCUCUUCAUCGCCUUCAACUUCGGGCCUGUCAGCAUCAGCGAGCAGAAGGCCGUGGAGACGGUGCCGCCCAGCCAGGGGGCGGGGGCCGGGCAGAGCCGUCGGCACCUGCUGGGUGUGGUGGAGCAGCUGCCGAAGGAGGCUCCAGGGGAGCUGAGGGAGGAGCUGGCCCCCGCCAGCGUGGGCAAGACCAGGUUCAGGAACCUCACGGCCGCCCUCUCCGGCAUGAAGGAUCUGAUGCUGCGGGACCUGGACAAGCUGUUCCUGGCGUCCGACUGCCGCCACUUCAACCGCACCGAGUCUCUCCGGCUGGCGGACGAGCUUAGCGGCUGGGUGCGUCGGCACCAGAUCAACCGCAGGAAGCCCCUGCAGGCCCGCAAGCCACGGGCCAAUCAGUCACAGGAGUCGCUGCAGAGGGAGGCGCCCAGCCCGUCGCGAUACGUCCCAGCCAGCCCCCCCGAACGCCCAGAGAGGGACUCGCUGAGCGAGCUGCAGGUCUACCAGCGCCCCGACCGCACGGAGCACCACUUCAUGGACGCCAUCGACCGGCGGGAGGACACCUUCUACGUGGUGUCCUUCCGUAGGGAUCACCUCCUGCUCCCGGCCAUCAGCCACAACAAAACCACCCGGCCCAAGAUGUCGCUGGUGAUGCCGGCCAUGGCGCUGAAUGAGAGCCUGUACAAUGCGUCGCGGGGCUUCGAGGUGAUGAUGCAGAUCGACUGCGAAGUGAUGGACACACGCGUGAUCCACAUCAAGAGCUCCACGGUGCCACCCUCCCUGCGCCGCCCCCCAGCCCCCGACAACCGCACCCAGGCACCCUCGGUUCCACCCCGCCCGGCCCGGGGCCCCCUGCGCUCCGCCCGGCGCCCCCGCACCUUCUACCUCGGGGAGCAGGGCGAGGGCUAGCCACGCCCCUCAGCGGGAGCCACGCCCAUCCAGGCUAGCCACGCCCCUCAGCGGGAGCCACGCCCACCCAGGCUAGCCAUGCCCCUCAGCGGGAGCCACGCCCACCCCGGCUAGCCACGCCCCUCCACGGGAGCCACGCCCCUCCACGGGAGCCACGCCCCUCAGAGAGGGCCACGCCCACCCAGGGCUGGUCAUGCCCCUUGGUGACAUUCAAGCUCACCUGGGCCUCGUCUUGCCCCCGAUAUGCCACCUUGGCAAUGGCCACGCCCACAUGUGGCUAGCCCCGGCCCUAUUGGUAACAGCCCUGCCUGUGUUGAGGCUCAUCCUGCCCCUUUGUGGAUAGCUCCUCCCACCUGAGCAGCAUUAACCCCGCCCCCUUUCAGAGAACCCCUCCUCCCCAUGAGCCUAGCCCCGCCCCCUCAGGCACUGCCCCUUCCCCCCGGGUGAGGGCUGGCCCUGCCCCCUUAGUGACCACCCCUCCUACAUGAGGCAGCACUUAGCCCCGCCCCCGAGGGAGACCCGCCCCCGUGCUAGUCUCUGGCCCCCAUUCCCUUGGGGGGGGAUCCUGCCCCCCCACCCCUGUACUGCACUAUCUCCCCUGUGGAUAUUUAUAGACUGGGGGGGCUCCCUGCCUGUGGGGUGCCUCGCCCCCACAGGGCCCCCCCUUUUGUGGGUCCCCCCCACUGGAUCCUGCCCCGGGGGCUUUUUUAACAGCUAUGAAUAAAAGCGAGAGGUGACUGAA